Messenger RNA from Homarus americanus (American lobster), 3837 nucleotides. RefSeq lists its product as uncharacterized. The coding region runs from base 75 to 3632 and encodes 1185 amino acids. The record is from RefSeq and is a predicted model, not a curated record. The transcript has 27 exons. NCBI's taxonomy places the organism in Eukaryota, Metazoa, Arthropoda, Malacostraca, Decapoda, Nephropidae.
UGAUGUACCAAUUGACUGACAAGCUGACAUAUCUGCUGACAGGGGCGCUGAUGUGACCUGCUGACGACACCUUUAUGAUGGAACCCAGACGUCUCGAGGGUGUCCUUGGGCUCCUCCUCCUGACAGCAGUCAGUGUGGGAGGAAUGUGCCCCACCUCGGCGGAGAGUACGAAGGAGGUGACAGACCUGGAGGUGGGCAUCAAGCAGGCGUGGACGUGCCCGGCUGGGAUGCGCUGGAACAAUAACAUGUCCGUGAUCAUCGUGCGCUGUGACAAAGAGGAGCCACCUGAACAAACCGAGACCUGUAUCGAAUCCACGACCCAGUGUACAGAUGCCCCCCCGACCAUCGCCAGCACCACCGCCACCGCCCUGCCUAACUCCCAAGGCCACUACUACACCUGUGUUAAAGGGACGGCUUGGCUCUCCUCCCGCUCCUAUGGCCAUGUCUCUAGCUGUAAACAAAACGGCCAAUUCCACAUGUUCCUUGAUGCUUGUGAAAAAGAGUGCCCCCUACCGAGAGACUGUUCCGUCCUCUACACACUCGGUUUCAAGACGUCUGGCAUCUACAAAGUCUUACCAUUAGGCAGUUCAAGAGACGGUAUCAUGGUUGAGUGUGACAUGGGUGAGUCGACGCCAGACAAGACAGCAGCAAGUGGGGGCUGGACGCUCAUGUUACGCCAUCAUUCAUCUAAUGGUGUAAUGGAGGGUGACUUUACCAAUGGUUUUCCCGACGAUAAUCUAGAAACUAAGAGCCUUAGUUAUUUCAUGGGUGCCACACACGUGUUACGCCUGGGCCACGACAGCUGUUACGGUUGUCGUCCAUUGAUCCUGAAGGUGGUGCUGGAGUACAAUAAAGGCACCAUCUACCACGCCACCUACCACGUCACCGUCAACGCCACCUCAACAGACCAGAUUGUGCUCACCAGCCAAGGCACUUUCCACGGCGAUGCGGGUGACGGAAUGCUACUCAGUACAGGACAAACGUUUCAAAUCAGAAGUGACAACACGUACUGGUGGGGUGAUACCUCGGUUGCUGACUUGACCGGAAGUGAGAUAAAAUGGCCGCCACUGUCCAACACCACCAUCGACAAGGUCACGAUCUGGCUACGACCAUUAAGCUACGACAAGGAUUCGUCCUGCCCGCCACUGGUAGGAGCAGACCCCUCGUGGCCCACCAACACCAAGACCAACGUGACCGUACCCGUCAGCCGCUCUCCAGGCACUAACAUAACCUACCGGUGUACACAGAGUUACUACCUGGAGGGGAAGGAGGCGGGUGUAAGGUCCAGUAGCGGCGUAGUACAGUGUGUUACCAACUCCGUCGCCAACACACACUCCUGGAACUACUCUCUGGUUCUUCCCUGUACACUUAAGUGCCCAGAAGGUUGGUUCAAGUCGGUGAUUAAGACAAGGUGUUACCAGCUCACCACGACACCUGCGUCAAAGGGGAUAGUCUCAGCUGCCCUUCAGUGCUACAACUUAAACAGCACAUUGGGGACCGUCCUUAACACCACGGACCUGAGUACUGCAUCACCUAACAAGUACUAUUAUACGGCACACACGCAGAGAGGUACAGAUGUCAACAGCGUAAAGCCAGACACCGCCACAGCUCACACACUCUCCUGUUCAACUGACUGUGAGGCCACCGCAGACAAAGAAUGCCUGGUAGUGACGUCAAAGGCCAGAAAAUACGUGUCGUGUAAUGACUCCACUAUACAAGCUGUCUGUAUGUUGCCAGGUUACUGCCCGCCAGACUAUACCAGGUACAGAGGUCUUUGCUACCAGGUGAAAUUCGACCAGGGGGAUGACCUGGUGGGGGCGCUGGCAGAGUGCAACAAGGAGGGGUCGUCUCUAGCUUAUCCUCAGGACCUGGACACACUGAAGUACCUCUCAACACUCGUCUACGAUCUAGCUACUGCUGACAGCAAGACGCUACCACUAGAUGUCAUGGUGGGACUCAACAAUGUGUGGGGAGACUGGUCAGCUUCAGGGAUAUACACCGUCAGUUCAGACAUACAGAAGGCCGUAAAGUCACCGUCAACCACCACCGGCUGGAGGCUACUGACGGUGCCGGAGACGAAGGAGGGAGAUUCGACCUUCAAGGAGGCUACUGGACUGACUGGUAAUGAUGCCACGACCCUUAUCUGUCAGCAUCUUGGUCCCAUGGGCUGCUGGGAUGCACCUUGGGAGCCGACGACGAACAUGACUCGUUCUUCAUGGACGUGGGAGAGUACUGAGACCGCCUUGGCUACUGUCCUUGUAUAUACGUGCUAUCCGGGUUACUUUCUCAACGCCAACCUCAGUCUGUCCAGCAUGACAGUGAAGUGUGUUGGUCAACUCGGUGGCUGGUAUCCCCGGACUGUUCAUAACUGCUUCCCUAUAGACGUAUGCACAGAGGACCUACCCACCGCCCCCUCGUCACUCAUGACCAGGGAAGAGUCGACCAACGUACGCUACCUGAACGGCUCCAUCAACUUUACCUGCCCGGCCAAUAUGUCAACACAGGAAGGGAAUACUACACAGACGAUAACCUGUGUCUAUGAAAACUCCACUUACCUUCACCAUCCCGCCACUGUAGCUCCGUGUGAUGUCUGUCUCGGCGAACCCACAGUGGGCAACGCAACCACAGACUGGGACCUCAGCAACACCUACAAGAUCAACACCACCGUCACCGCUACUUGUAAUGAGAAACACGUAGCUACUUUAACUAACAACACCCAGGUCGUCACGUGUACCGAGACUGGGUGGGAACAGCCCCCUGCUUGCUAUGCUGGGUGCAGUGAGGAGCCGCCAGAAGCAGAAUCCAACAUGACCAGAGCCAACUUCACCGCCAACACCCUCGGAACCACCAUCACCUACACCUGCGAAGAGGGCCUCUAUACCAUCACUAAUCAGACGUACACAGUGCCGCAGGCCGAGAUAACAGCGACCUGCAACAGUGACGCUCAGUGGACAUAUAAUGGCACUGCUCUACACUGCACCACAAUGUGCCUCCAGGAUCCUAUAGCUGCCCCGGCCUUGGGUAGUCACGACUGGGACGGCUUCACAAAAGAGUCUGACACACAGGUUGUGUAUACAUGUGACGAGACGCUGUUUUUUGGUGACGAGAGCUCUAACAUCACCGUCACCUGUCAGCAGGGAAACUGGACCACCAUAGACCAAAAUAUCUUCCAGUGUCGACAGGUCACAGCACCUCCACCACCCUUCCCCGAUGGUGUUAUAAUCCCAACUAGCGGAGGUUCGGCUGCCUCAUCCAUGACGUUUUGGGCAGGUGACACCCUCAACAUCACCUGUGCGGAGGGUAAGGUGACCCCAACAGGUGUGAAUAUGACGACAAUUACCAACAACGGCACUGCCUGGAGCCCAAUUGAUCCUGAGUUUGAGUGUUUUGAUGUCGCAGAAAAUCCGACCCUACCUCCUGGGGUGAGUUUCGCCAUGCCUCCAGCCACCUUCUACGUGGGCCAGAACCUCACCGUGGGCUGUGCUGAGGGGAUGGAACCCGUCGGUGACCUACAAGUUGUCUACAUCACCUACAACGGCACCGACUGGUCACCCGUGGAUCCUGACUUCAUCUGCCGUGUGUACAGAAGGGUUAUAGAUAAGGGCCACUAUAUUUUGUUAAGGGCACAUUGAGCUAUACUAAGGGACACGUUAAGGGUACAUUGAGCUAUACUAAGGGACAAGUUAAGGGUACAUUGAGCUAUACUAAGGGACAAGUUAAGGGUACAUUGAGCUAUACUAAGGGACAAGUUAAGGGUAUAUUGAGCUAUACUAAGGGACAAGUUAAGGGUACAUACAGCUAUACUAGGGGACAAGUUAAGGGUACAUAGAGCUAUAC